CUAUUUUCUUAUUCCAGAUACGCAUUUCUCGUCCUCCCACCCUCUCGAUCCGUCGCUUUGUGUUCAGCCCCGCCCCGGCCACCCCUCCAGCAUGUCCCUGAAGGUCCAGACGAGCAACGUGACCAACAAGACCGACCCCAAGUCCAUCAACUCCCGGGUGUUCAUCGGCAACCUGAACACGGCGGUGGUGAAGAAGUCGGACGUGGAGAGCAUCUUCUCCAAGUACGGGCGCGUGCUGGGUUGCUCCGUGCACAAGGGCUACGCCUUCGUCCAGUAUGCCAGCGAGCGGUACGCCCGGGGGGCCGUGAUCGGGGAGAACGGCCGGGUGCUGGCCGGACAAACACUGGACAUUAACAUGGCGGGAGAACCGCGGCCAAACAGACCCAAAGGCCUGAAGAGAUCGGCUGCUUCCCUCUACAGUGGCUACGAGUUCGACUACGAUUACUACAGAGAAGACUUCUAUGACAGGUUGUUUGAGUAUCGGGGCAGGGUGUCUCCGGUCCCGCGGGUGGUGCCGGUCAAACGCCCCCGGCUGGCCGUGCCCCUGGUCCGACGGUUCAUAGCAAACCCCAUUGGACAGACCUACAAAGGAACAGUAAGAGGCACCGAACUCCAGGCCAUCAAGUCCGAGUUGACCCAGAUUAAGACCAACAUCGAGGCGCUGCUCUGCAGACUGGAGCAGAUCACAGAGGACCCGCGCAUCCCCAGCACAGAUGUGAUUAAGGCCGAGGAGUGUCAGAGCGAGGAGGCGUGGCAGGAAGGGGAGGGGUCCAGUUCGGAGCUGGAGGACGAGGACGACCGGAGACGGGACAGCGAAGUGGACGAGGAAGAGGAGGAAGAAGAGGAGGAGGAGGAGGAAGGAGAGCACAGGCAGGACGACAGCCACAACCACAUGGGUCAAGACGGCCAAGAUAAUGGAAAAGAGAAGAAUGUUUUGGGCGCAUCCUCACCAUGA
Molecule: messenger RNA, 955 nt
Organism: Menidia menidia (Atlantic silverside)
Lineage: Eukaryota; Metazoa; Chordata; Actinopteri; Atheriniformes; Atherinopsidae
Source: the annotation of a GenBank genome assembly